GUUCUCCCUCGAGCCAUGAACCCCGCUCUCGAUCACACGGCUUUGUCUACCAAUGAGUUCUCGGACUUCACCGCCUCCAUGGCCUCCAUGUCGCUCGAGGUACCACCCUCUGUGCUUGGCGAAACUAUGCAAGACGAGUAUGGUAGAGAAGGCCUCCUUCAAGGAUCCUCGAUGCUCCUUCCAUCUAUCAGCACGCAGGCGUUUGGCUUAAGCAUGGACGACUUUGCUGAUGCUACGAGUCACCUGGGGGAUUGGGGGAUGCCGCUUCUCCUGGGUGGGUCGGCGACGGUUGCACUGGAGCAACAACCUAUUACUGAAGGGGUGGACCCGUCCUUGCACAACGGCGAGUUCUUCCGCGACGUCGUGGAGUCCGCAAUCGCGGCAUUCCCAGCAGAAGCUACAGGCUGUCCCGACUCAUAUACCAGUUCCGGCUUCACUUCCCCCUCUCUCGCUGAUAUCUUCGACGUCGACGCGUUCUUCGGCACCCCGGAGUCGUCCACGGGCAGCCCAGGUCCGUUCUUCGAGAGCCGGGCAUCCUCUAUCAGCAGCUCAGCCUCCCCAUUCGGGACCUCGUCUGAAGGCUCGAACUCGGCAGACGAGCUCUUGGUCAACGACCCCGACUGUAACUUCGAGAUCCCUGUCGGCUUCUUUGCCCCGACGUUGUCAGCUGUGGGGGAUUCGGUGCUGGGCAAAGCAUACCUCGCAGUAGGAGCCGCGGUCGUCCCUUCCUGCCUCACCGGAAGCUCUAGUCGAUCUUCAUCCUGCGAUCCACCCUCAGGCUCUCGCAAGUACCAUCCGUACAAGCAGAGCUCCCAUCGGAAGCGCGUCUCCUCCGCUUCCGCCAACUUGCGCGUCGUCGACAUCUGGCCGCAGGGCAAGGCGCGCAACAUCCAGUCCCAGCUCGACGUGUCCCACUUUGACCUGGACUCCUCGGACGACGGCGUUCUACACUGCCCAGUGCCUCACUGCAACUACGUGCAGUGCACGGGACGCAAGCCCGACAUGAAGCGUCACAUCGAGACGCAUCGCUCCAAGGAGAACCAGCGGCGCUGGGUGUGCUGCGGGGUCCCCGUAGAGCAUGCGAAGGCGUACGGGAUUGACGACGUGAGUGGUGUGUACUGGUGGAGGGGAUGGCCGAUGGUGGGCGGGUGCCGUAUGGGCUUCAGCCGGCGCGACUCGCUGGGGCGACACAUCAACAGGAAGUCGUGCCCGUGCAAGGGCCAUCCUGAUAUGGCGUCUGAACUCAUUCGCAUCAAUCAGGAGGCGCUCGAGUAGGCGACAGAGGAGAGCGAGGAGUUCGUGUUCUGACUCUAGCUUCAACCAGUUUACAGACAUCGUGUGCUUCGACAAAAUUUCGGCAUCGUCCUCCCUUCAUACUUACAUUCGGUAGUUCUCUUUCGAUUUUGCAUACCACACGGCACGUACAUACUACAGCAGCACGAACAACAGG
Molecule: messenger RNA, 1450 nt
Organism: Fomitopsis serialis
Lineage: Eukaryota; Fungi; Basidiomycota; Agaricomycetes; Polyporales; Fomitopsidaceae
Exons: 3
Coding region: 16-1275 (419 amino acids)
Source: RefSeq, a predicted model, not a curated record